UGUCCCCUCCUCCUCCGGCGCCCGCUCCCGCUCCCUGGGGCCCCCAGCCCGGCCGGGCGCUGACAGCAGGGGCGGGGGGUCCCCGCCGCCGCUGCAGUGUCUCGCGCAGGCUCCGGCUGGGGCAGCGGAGCCCCCGGUGCGGCCAUGAACCGGCCCCUGGCGGCGUCGGCGGAGGCGGAGGAGGAACUGGAGUGGCAAGUGGCGAGUCGCAGAAGGAAGGCCUGGGCCAAGUGCCGUAGCUCCUGGCAGGCGUCGGAGACUGAGGAUCUGUCCACUGAAGCGACGACGCAGGACGAGGACGAGGACGACGACGAGGACCUCCCCGACGCGAAGCUCCCGGCGGCCGCGGGCCGAGGAAACGUGCCGAACGAGAAGAUCGCGAUAUGGCUCAAGGACUGCCGUACACCUUUGGGAGCCUCACUGGAUGAGCAAAGCAGUAGUGCACUGAAGGGUGUGCUUGUGAGAAAUGGAGGAAGUUUUGAAGAUGAUUUGUCAUUGGGAGCUGAAGCCAAUCAUCUCCAUGAAAGUGAUGCUCAAAUUGAAAAUUGCAAUAUCUUGGCCAAAGAGAGAAGACUCCAGUUUCAUCAGAAAGGGAGAAGUAUGAAUUCCACUGGAUCUGGAAAAAGCAGUGGCACUGUCUCAAGUGUUUCAGAAUUAUUGGAACUUUAUGAGGAAGAUCCUGAAGAAAUUCUUUAUAAUCUAGGAUUUGGAAGAGAUGAACCAGAUAUUGCUUCUAAAAUUCCUUCAAGAUUUUUUAAUUCAUCAUCAUUUGCCAGAGGGAUAGAUAUUAAAGUAUUUCUGAGUGCUCAGAUGCAACGGAUGGAAUUAGAGAACCCAAAUUACGCAUUAACAAGCCGUUUCCGUCAAAUUGAAGUGCUUACUACUGUGGCCAAUGCAUUUUCUUCUUUAUAUUCCCAAGUCUCUGGUACUCCUCUGCAGAGAAUUGGAAGUAUGUCCUCAGUGACCUCUAACAAGGAGACAGAGUCGCCUCCACCUUUAACUCGAAGUAACACUGCAAAUCGUUUAAUUAAAACACUAUCAAAACUAAAUUUAUGUGUUGAUAAAACGGAGAAAGAAGGUAGUAGUCCUUCCCUUGCAGCUGAAAAAGGAAAAAUUCUGAAUGUUUCAGUGACUGAAGAAGGUGGCAGUAAAAAUGAUACAAAGUCUCAAAAAAUUGUAAAGAAGAAAGACUCAUCUUCUGUGUUGGCUACAGUUAAAGAAGAAGUCUCAGGUAGCUCAGCAACAGUCAUGGAGAACGCUAAUACUGACCAACUUUCUGAUGAAGCAAAUACUAAUUUGAACAAGGAAAUGGAAAGUGAACACAGUAAAGAAACUCAAAGGCAUGGUAUGCCACAUCAGAAAUCUGGUAUUAUAGAAUCUGACUUAGGGAGUGAUUUCAACAUGUCCAGCCACACUGAGCUAGAAGACAGCAGUGAGCUGAAAAACAUCCAUAUGUCCGCAUCUGAAAAAGAGCCUUAUGCACCACUGACAAUCCCAUGCAUAAGAAAUAUAAUGGCACAGCAGAAAGACUCCUUUGAAAUGGAAGAGGUUCAGAGCACAGAGGGAGAAGUUCCUCAUGUUCCUGCCACUUACCAGCUAGGACUCACCAAGUCCAAAAGAGAUCAUCUGUUACGUACUGCGAGUCAGCAUUCAGAUAGCAGUGGGUUUGGUGAAGAUUCUGCAGACUGCCUCUCCCUGAAUCAUCUGCAGGUUCAUGAGUCCCUGCAAGCCAUGGGGAGUAGUGCUGAUAGUUGUGAUAGUGAAACAACAGUCACAUCAUUUGGUGAAGACCUUGUUACACCAACUGCUCAAGACCAGCCUUAUUUUAAUGAGUCAGAAGAGGAGUCUCUCACCCCUCCUCAGAAAGGAAGAACAAAGGCAGCAACAAAUGCUGACAAAAGAAAGUCAGAUAGCCAGGAUUUCCCUGAAUGCGAGACUGUGGAAAAUACAGAAAACCAACGUCCCACCCAUAGUUCAGUGGAUCACAUUACUAAAAUUACUGAAGUGGAUGAGGAUUUGUCCCUGGCACAGACAGUAGAGCUUCCAAAGGAAGCAAGUGGGGAAAGUGAUAUGGAUAAAAGCAGCGAAUGUGAGUUUGCCCAGUAUACCACACACCAUAUUCUGAAAUCAUUGGCUUCUAUUGAAGCCAAAUGUAACGUCAUGAGCUCUGAAAAUACACCCGGGUCUCCCUCUUCUGUGGACAGAGUUAAUAUAGCUUUGCAAAGAGCUCAAAUGAAAGUCUGCAGUCUGUCUAAUCAAAGAGUAGGGCGUAGCUUGAUAAAAUCAAAAGAUCUCUUAAAACCAAGGUACUUACUUGCAAAAGCUGGCUAUCCUCUAAGAAGAUCUCAGUCUUUGCCAACCACCUUAUUGAGCCCAGUAAGGGUAGUAUCCUCGGUCAAUGUCCGGUUAUCUCCAGGAAAAGAGACCAGAUGCAGCCCACCUUCCUUCACCUAUAAGUACACACCUGAAGAACAGGAAUUGGAAAAGGGGGUGACUGAGCAUGAUGGUCAGUCUUUAGUUAAAUCCACCAUUUUCAUCUCUCCAUUGUCUUUGAAGAAAGAAGAAGCCCCCCAGACUGAAGUGACACAUUUGGAAGAAUGCCAUCAUGGAAGGACUGCUGCCUGUCCACAGUGUGCUCCGGCACCAAUGUCUCAGUCCACCUGCUCCCUGCACUCUGUCCACUCUGAGUGGCAGGAAAGGCCCUUGUGUGAGCACACGAGAACUCUGAGCACUCACAGCGUUCCCAAUAUGUCAGGUGCUACCUGUAGUGCCUUCACUACCCCAUUUGGAUGUCCUUACUCACAUAGACAUGCUGCCUCCCCUUACCGAGCAUGCUCUGUGAAUCCUCCUUCUGCCAUAGAAAUGCAGUUGCGAAGAGUCUUGCAUGAUAUUAGAAACUCACUGCAGAACCUUUCACAGUACCCUAUGAUGAGAGGACCUGAUCUUGCUGCUGCUGCAUAUAGUACUCCAAAAUCAUCUGUUCUACCUCUUUAUGAAAAUACUUUUCAGGAGCUUCAAGUAAUGAGGAGGAGCCUAAAUUUGUUUAGAACACAAAUGAUGGAUUUAGAGCUGGCAAUGCUGCGUCAGCAAACCAUGGUUUAUCAUCAUAUGACUGAGGAGGAAAGGUAUGAAGCUGAUCAGCUACAGAGUCUGAGAAAUUCUGUCCGAAUGGAGCUGCAGGAUUUGGAGAUACAGCUGGAGGAGCGUCUCCUGGGCCUGGACGAGCAGCUUCGGGCUGUGCGGGCUCCUUCACCCUUCCGUUCUGCAGCACUUGUGGGAAUGUGUGGUAGCAGAAGCGCUGAUAACUUGUCAUGCCCUUCUCCACUGAAUGUAAUGGAACCAGUCACUGAACUGAUGCGAGAACAGUCAUACCUGAAAUCUGAAUUGGGCCUGGGACUUGGAGAAAUGGGAUUUGGAAUUCCUCCUGGAGAGAGCUCAGAAUCUGUUUUCUCCCAUGCAACCUCAGAGUCAUCUUCUGUAUGUUCUGGUCCCUCUCAUGCCCACAGAAGAACUGGAGUGCCUUCUGGUGACUCAGGGGGCAAACCCAGAGUCCCAUUAGUGGCAAGAAAGAAAGUAUUCCGAGCAUCUGUGGCCCUGACGCCAACUGCUCCUUCUAGAAUAGGAUCUGUGCAGACACCUCCAGAUGUGGAAAGCUCUGAGGAAGUUGGAGCAGCUGAAGAAACCUCACAGGUUAUGGUCCCUAAAUCGGAAGUAGAAGAGGGGCGAGGAAAUCUCUCACUGAUGCCUGCUGCUGAAGAAAUACAUAGAAAUGUGGAGCAGGAUGAAUUGCAGCAAGUCAUACGGGAGAUUAAAGAGUCUAUUGUUGGGGAAAUUAGACGGGAAAUUGUAAGUGGACUUUUGGCAGCAGUGUCCUCAAGUAAAGUAUCAAAUCCUAAGCAAGACAGUCAUUAAAUGGAAUUUGUAGAUUGGCGUGGAUCCUUUUAGCUGUGUAAUGUUGGGAGUUAUGGAUGAUAGACACUGGUGGAGGUGUUAUCUAUACUUUGGAAGACACUUCUGCUGAGCUGGGCUACUGUAUACAGUGUACAGUGUUCAUUUCUUCAAUGCAUAUCUUUAAAAAAUACAUAAAACUUAGGCACUUUGCUAAGUCUUUUCUAACUAUCAAAACUGUAGCAGUUUGAAAAGCCUAAUAUUUAUUUGUCUGUCAAUACUUUCCAGUUGAUUUCUUAUGUAGACUUAAUUAUAAAACUUGAAGACUUCCAGGCAUAACCAAUUUAAAUAACAUUUUUCUUCAGACUAGAUUCUUACAUCACUGACCUCUAUGAGGUAUUUACUGUGCAAUAACUGAUUCAUUUUUGAGAGCUUGAAGCAACCAAUGAUUUUCCCUCCACUGCUGUUACUUAGUGUCACUUCCAAGAAGACAAACUGUUGUGGUGUAAAAAUUGCUUUUAAUUCUUGAGAAGGCUAUUAACGGCAGUAGUAUAGAAUUAUAUGAGGUUACCUAGAACUACUUACUGUUCUUACACUGUAAGCCUUGCUGCUUUACCCCAAACAAAUGCAAUUUUAUUAUAGCUUACCUAGUAUUUUUCUUUGGGAAAUGUGCCUUAUGUUAAACACUAUGUAUUUUUUUCAUUGUCCAGACUUCUUACUACAAGAAGAUGUUUCUUCUUCUGUCUUUUAGACUAAAUAGUAGACUAUUGUCAAAGUAAUGGGGUCUGUGACUUGAAUGGAUAGAAAUGAAUAAGCUGGGUUUUGUAUUUCCAAAAUGGAAGUAAUUUAGAUUUGUUUUCCUCAUACAUAAGUGAUUUUAAUUCAGUUUUAACCAGUGAAAACUGUUUUAUGAAAGAAAAAGGAAAAUGGUUUCCUAUUUGGUUUUAUAUGUGUCAAAUAAAUGUAUAAAGUAGCAACCAAAUAUUAUUAUUCUUCUAGCAUUUAUAAUUUUCAACUCUUACUGUCUGUGUGUGAAAUUUUAAUCAAAAGUGGUUGAGACGUUGACAAUGUUCUUCGAAAGAAUAAAAUGUUUAUAAAUGUUUGAAAUAUCACGCAAAGGCUAAUUUCUAAAAAAAACCAUUAAAACAAUAAAAUAUUUAUUUUGCCUAAAA
Castor canadensis (American beaver) is the source of this 5060-nucleotide messenger RNA. It is a transcript of the gene Itprid2, whose product is annotated as ITPR interacting domain containing 2. The record is from RefSeq and is a predicted model, not a curated record. Gene Ontology annotation, molecular function: signaling receptor binding. Lineage: Eukaryota; Metazoa; Chordata; Mammalia; Rodentia; Castoridae.